This is a messenger RNA of Neocloeon triangulifer, 1048 nucleotides long. RefSeq names its product NFU1 iron-sulfur cluster scaffold homolog, mitochondrial-like. Bases 42 to 863 code for a protein of 273 amino acids. The transcript has 6 exons. Lineage: Eukaryota; Metazoa; Arthropoda; Insecta; Ephemeroptera; Baetidae. Gene Ontology annotation, biological process: iron-sulfur cluster assembly. The record is from RefSeq and is a predicted model, not a curated record. Gene Ontology annotation, cellular component: mitochondrion. Gene Ontology annotation, molecular function: iron ion binding; iron-sulfur cluster binding.
CUGAGGAGCCAAUCAAGAGAGAGAGGGGCGUGGUCGUAAAAAUGGCAACCAAAACAAGACUGUUAAUUUUGUGCCGGAAACAUUUUGCAAAUUUAAUCCGCUUGCAAGCGCAAAGUUUGACACAAUGCACUGCAGCGAGGCACGCGUCCGUUUAUUCGAGAAACCUGCAAAGUCAAUCGACUCUUCUGUCAACAAGAUGCAGCCCAAUUGUGAACAGAACUUCUCUCAGAAGCAUGUUCAUUCAGACUCAAAGCACACCGAAUCCCAACAGCUUGAAGUUCUUGCCUGGACGAGAGGUCUUGGGCACUGGAAAAACAAUGGACUUUCCAUCAGGAACGGCAGCUUACUGUUCCCCUCUUGCAAAGUUGAUUUUCCGAAUCGACGGAGUCAAGGCAGUAUUUUUCGGACCAGACUUCAUCACAGUCACCAAGCUGGACGACGACAGCGACUGGAAACUCCUCAAGCCUGAGAUUUUUGCCGUCAUAAUGGACUUCUUUGCAAGCAACCUGCCCAUUGUGACUGACACUAAGCCCAAUUCAGAUACAGAGGCUAGCGAAGAUGAUAGUGAGACUGUUCUGAUGAUCAAAGAACUGCUGGACACAAGAAUCAGGCCCACUGUCCAGGAAGAUGGAGGAGAUAUAAUUUUCAUGAGUUUCGAUGACGGAAUCGUCAAGUUGAAAAUGCAAGGUUCCUGCACUAGUUGCCCAAGUUCGGUGGUAACUCUGAAGAACGGAGUGCAAAACAUGCUCCAGUUCUACAUACCAGAGGUUGUGUCUGUGGAGCAAGUGGAGGACGAAGCAGAGAUUGUUGCGAAGAAGGAGUUUGAAGAAUUUGAGAAGAAAAUUAAGAAGGAAGACCCAUAGUUAGUGGCGGAUUUCAGAGGUAAGAUAAGUUGUGAUAAUGGACACUGCAUAGUUUGUUGUUUAUUAGAUUAUGCCAUUUUCGGUUAACCGAGUCAUAAUAUUGCUAAGGUUUUCAACAAAACCUGAAUGAAAUCUUGGAAAAAAUGGAAAAAAUAAAAAUUAUUAUACUGAAAUGUUAAACAGUG